Molecule: messenger RNA, 963 nt
Organism: Symbiodinium natans
Lineage: Eukaryota; Dinophyceae; Suessiales; Symbiodiniaceae
Source: the annotation of a GenBank genome assembly
AUGCUGGACCCAAUUCCGCAAGUGGCGGACCCGAACGUGCGCGAAUUGCCCGAGGAUACCCCAGAGGAGCUCUUCAAGACCACUGCGCGAAUCGGCUGGUGGGGCCGGAAUAGGAACUUCCAAGAGGCGGAGGCAGAAUUCAACGCCUCUGAGAUCAAGCAUUCCAUUAUGUACAGCGCGAUGAUUAGUGCUGCUGCCUCCUGCAAGAAGUUUGAUGAAGGAAUGGCUUAUUUCGAGGAGAUCCGAAGCAGCUCGAUGGAAGUCACCGAUGUCUACGGCUCUGUGCUCAAGCUGCUGGGGCUGCAAGGCAACUACGAGGAAGCCAGCAGGGUUUGGCACGAGAUCGUCGACGAGGGCCUUCUGAAGUUGUCCCCGACCCGACAGCAGAGCUGCCUCACGGGACUUCUCAAUGCGGCGGCCUUUGCAGGAGAUGUUGAGCUCGUGUUGAAGGACAUGGAGGAAGCGCAGGCCCUAGGUGUCGAGCUCAGUCCAUCGCACUACGGCUGCCUUCUGAAAGCAUGCCGAGAAUCCAGAGAUCUCGACAAUGCAGAGAAAGCUUUGCUGCGCAUGCGGAACGCAAGCAUCAAGGCAAACAUCGUCCACUACACUAUCUACAUGGGGGCCUGCACCAGGUUUGUGGCAGAAACACGCCCGGGUCACGCAGCAGCGGUGGAGCUGGAGCAGAAGGUGCUAUCUAUGAUGGACGAGGACAUGGUGUCGGCCAACGAGUACUUCCUGGAAGAGCACAUCCUUCUCCACCUCGGGAUUUCCAGUUUGAGGGACUGGCUCGAUGACGAGGGCUCCCAGAGGCCCGGUUCGGAGGAGCUCCAGGCAGCAGCGCAGGUCUUAGAGGAGGCCAUCGCGAAAGGCAUCCGCCCGACCCAGGGCACAAGGAGACUGAGGGACCGGCUGCCGGCCUUGCAGGCCGCCUCCACAGAGGCGUAUGCACUUCUCAAUGGAUAG